GGGGGGGGGGUCGGUGUGGGGGGGUGGGGGGGUGUGGGGGGGUUGGUGGUGGGGUGGGUGUGGGUGUGGGGGGGUGGGUGUGGGUGUGGGUGUGGGUGUGGGUGUGGGUGUGGGUGUGGGUGUGGGUGUGGGUGUGGGCGAGUGUGGGUGAGUGUGGGUGAAUGUUAUUAACUUUUAAAUGUGGACACAGCUCGAUUGAAUGGGACUUUAAUACUGUAUUAUUUUUCUAGUGACGACGGGGUCACCUAAAGAAACAAACAACAAGUUAGCUUGUAGUUACCAGGCUAAAACUAAGUAACCGAUCAAUAUAUACUUCUAACUGCAUAUGGUGAAUAACAACAUGUAUCAGUAAUUUUUGACGAUCUUCGACGAACCCCCAAAAAAAUUCUACACCCGCCGAACCCAUGCAUAUUAAUCUCCGCCCAAGGUCCCGAUCUUUUUUUUUACAAUCUCACCCGCCUCGUAUCGCCCGUAUGCUGAACAAUACCCGUACCCGUCCGCCUCGAGUAUUUCUAAACUUUUUAUCCCCCGCCCGUCCGCCGCCAUGUGGCCUUGCGGACCCCGCGGAUCAAAACCUGUGGAUCGCAUAUAUCUGACACCCACCCAUACCCUAGAGGUUUUAUGCGUAUUUAGAAACAAAGUGAAUUACUUUGGAAAUAUAUAUAUGCUUUAAGAAUAGAAAUACCAAAUGAUGUUUUAAAAGAAUUACUUGAACAUAUGAUCAACAAAAAAUUCUUCCUGGAGAAGCACAUGUAACAUUAAUUAUUUGUCUUUGAAAUAAAUUAUUUUAUGCAAAAACUUAGUUAAUUGAUACAGUUGCAGAUUGUAUGGCAUUUCGAGCAUUAGAAGAUUAUCCUGAACGUGGAGUAUUUCUUAUUUUUAAUUAUACAUGUUAUCGUUGUACAGGUGAUGUUACAGAAAGGACAAAAUGUUCUUAUUCAACGAGAACAGCAACAAGAAAACGAUUUGAUAUACCUGAUGAUAUUAAAUCAGAAUAUGAUGCUUUAGAAAUACUUUCUAUUUUAUUGGGAUGUUUAUUUUGUUUUAUUUAG
Rotaria sp. Silwood2 is the source of this 1052-nucleotide messenger RNA. The record is from the annotation of a GenBank genome assembly. Lineage: Eukaryota; Metazoa; Rotifera; Eurotatoria; Philodinida; Philodinidae.